UAACUAUUACUAACCAACAUUAUCAACCUCAUUACAACAUCUCCAUUUUAAUUCCUCCAUUUUGUACCUUUUGGUUUCAAGAAACUGUUAACUGAAAUCUCAAAACUAAAGAAAGAAAAAAAAAAACAUGUCAAUAUUUGAGCUGCGUGAUUCAAGUACUUCAAGAAUUGAGGAAGUUGCAAUCAAGGUUGAAGGAGAAGAUUCUGAGGAAAAUAUGGAAGCCCAAAAUGGCAAGAAUUGGAGAAAACCAAAUCUAUUCUUGGAGAUACCAUCAAGAUCGAUACAACCUUCUUCUUCACAGGAAUUUGUUCUAAUUAAAAUGCCUCAAACACCAACUCCUACACCUAAAAAAGUGAACUUUAACUUAACACCAACCUCUUCGGAAGCUCGGCCACUGGCAUCACCCUCUACUCACACCACACAAACCAAAUCGUUGAAGAAAAGUCUUUUAACAAAAUUGAGUUUCAAGAACAGGAAUACUGUUUCUGAUACGCAGAAGGCUGUUGUUAGCACAAAUCCAGCAACCCCAUCUUCUUUGCCUCAAGAAAAGCCUUAUUUCUCGAGGUCAUGGUCGUUCACAAAGAUAUUUACCCCUCGUGCGAAGAGAAUGGGUUCUCUGCCUGCUACCCCUGCUGGUCAUUCGGGCCCUAUAUUAGGAAGUUCAAGGGGUUCUUUAAAUUCGGAGGCUAAAGUCCAGGGACAAAUGGUUCGAUCACUUUCAGUGCCUAACCUCAAUAAAGAAGCAAGUAUCAAGAGAAUGGAUUCAUUUUUCCGUGUGAUUCCAUCAACUCCACGAGUAAAGGAAGCUGAUGCCCCCACACCAACUCCUACUCCGACUAGUAAUGCUGAUGAAGCUGAUGGUGAAGAUAUACCUGAGGAAGAGGCGGUUUGUAGAAUAUGUUUUGUUGAAUUAUGUGAAGGUGGGGAGACCUUAAAAAUGGAAUGCAGUUGCAAAGGUGAACUUGCUUUAGCACAUCAAGAAUGCGCCAUAAAAUGGUUUAGCAUAAAAGGUAACAGAACAUGCGACGUUUGCCAUCAAGACGUCCAAAACCUACCUGUUACACUUUUAAGAAUACAAAGUAGUACUAGACACCGAAAUUCUGCUGCAAGUAGAGCCACUCACAUGGAAAUUGAUGGAUACGGUGAUAUCUAUAGGGUGUGGCAGGAAGUGCCGAUUUUGGUCAUUGUUAGCAUGCUUGCAUACUUCUGUUUCCUUGAGCAGCUUCUGGUAAGGAAGAUGGGAACAGGUGCAAUCGCGCUCUCUCUUCCAUUUUCUUGUGUCUUGGGUCUUCUUUCAUCCAUGACAGCUUCCACAAUGGUGAAGAGACAAUUUGUUUGGUUAUAUGCAUCAGUCCAGUUCUCAUUUGUAGUACUCUUUGCACAUAUUUUCUACAAUGUGAUUCAUAUCACACCAGUUUUAUCAAUUCUUCUCGCCACGUUUGCUGGCUGUGGGCUAGCAAUGUGUGGCAGCUCGAUUAUUGUAGAGGUCUUAAGAAUAAGAAGACGAUGGCUGGAUAGAUCAAGUCAACAAGCCAAUUCUCGGGCUGUUAUACAUUCAGAACCAGAAGUGGUGUCAUCCUCUCGUGCUGAUCCUCCACACCAAACUGAAAAUAGAAACAUAGAAGCCUCUAGUGGAAUUUAAUUUGAAUGGCCCAUUUUGAUUACUUAAUUACUAAUUAGUGUGUUUUAGGUGUAACAUAGAGUAUGGCAAUGUCAAAUUUCAGUUUGUAUAUUGAAGCAAAAUGUUAGAAAAUUUAUAAUUUAUUGUAGAUCCUGAACUAAUUUGCUGUUGGUGGCUUAAUAUAUGUAUUUUGUACUG
Molecule: messenger RNA, 1819 nt
Organism: Erigeron canadensis
Lineage: Eukaryota; Viridiplantae; Streptophyta; Magnoliopsida; Asterales; Asteraceae
Product: E3 ubiquitin-protein ligase MARCHF7-like
Exons: 8
Coding region: 128-1642 (504 amino acids)
Molecular function (GO): zinc ion binding
Source: RefSeq, a predicted model, not a curated record